This is a messenger RNA of Ictalurus punctatus (channel catfish), 1258 nucleotides long. RefSeq names its product proteolipid protein 2b (gene plp2b). The record is from RefSeq and is a predicted model, not a curated record. The coding region runs from base 305 to 754 and encodes 149 amino acids. Gene Ontology annotation, cellular component: membrane. Lineage: Eukaryota; Metazoa; Chordata; Actinopteri; Siluriformes; Ictaluridae. The transcript has 5 exons.
GAGGUGAAAGCCAACGCCCCACCACAGAAGGAAAGAUUGUGUUGGCUGUAAAAUAUUCAGACUCCGUGGCUGUCCAUUUCGCCCGCCUACUCCUGAUUACUUCUCCGUGUUCACUUCACUCCAGAGUAUCUUAUCGCGUCUUAAGCGUUUAUUUCCUCCAUAUUGGACUGCAAAUAGACAUAUAUAGUAAUUAAAACACCUCGGGACUUCGGGGCAUUUUCCACAGAUUCUCCAGACAGGUUAUUUCAGCCUACAUAUCUUACUGUAGUCUCCUGUUGCUAGGGACUGGAACCUGGUUAUUAAAAUGGCAGAUACUGAAGCAAGUCCAACCUGUGUGGACAAACUGAAGGCUUAUGUACGGACUCGGAAAGGGACCAUACUGGCUGUGGAAAUACUCCUGAGCUUUAUCAUCAUCAUCUGUUACGCAGCAUCAGCAUAUGGCGGAUAUUCAGCAGUGGCUAUUUGUGAGAUGGUCUUUGCCAUCGUCUUCUUCGUCAUCUUCAUGAUGCAGUUGGAUAAGCAGUUCCUGGUUGUCAACUGGCUUUGGAGUGAUUUGUUCCGUGCCGGGAUUGGUGCACUGCUGUUCAUCAUCACCUCCCUGAUUUGUGUGAUCGGCGGAGCCGGAGACGGAGCGCGCAUCGCAGGGGGGGUGUUUGGACUUAUCGCUGGCAUUCUGUUUGGUUAUGAUACCUACACAAUUUUUGCAGAAAUCAAGAGCACCCGAGGGCAGUCUGCCGUUUCCACAGAUGCUUGAACACUAUUAUAACAGCAACAGCACCCGCUUGGGAAGACUUGGGGAAGAAACAAGGGAUUGAAACAUGGCAAACUAAGAACGAUGAGGUCAAUGUUGUGGAGUUGUGAACGCUGCACAAUGUUCAAAACAUGACACAAACGAACUGAAAUAUCUGAGCUAGUUAAAGGGAGGCACUGUAUAUGAUAGCAAGUUGUAAUUAUUCCUGCUUAAACCAAAGCACCACAAAUAUUUUGACAUGAUGUCGUCAGGCCUCUUUUUUAUAGCAAAUAUUUCAGCCUGUCGAAGCACUAACAUUUUAGGGUAUGACAAAACAGCUCGUUUUAACAUCACAGGACUAGGGACAUGACUAGGGAAUUCAGAAAGGAACGGACGAGACGGAUCAAGCUUUUAAAAUGCUCAGUCCGUCUUUUCCAAGUCAAAAAGGGAACAUCACACCAAGUAAGGGAACUGCAGAGAAGAAAUCUUGGUUCCAUUUAGGUUUGGAGCUGUGUUGAGUCUGUUUUU